Molecule: messenger RNA, 1566 nt
Organism: Oryzias latipes (Japanese medaka)
Lineage: Eukaryota; Metazoa; Chordata; Actinopteri; Beloniformes; Adrianichthyidae
Gene: enoph1
Product: enolase-phosphatase 1
Molecular function (GO): acireductone synthase activity; magnesium ion binding
Source: RefSeq, a predicted model, not a curated record
GCCAUCUCCCGACGCGGAGGCUAAACUGACGAUGCUGAACAUGUGAGCUGGUUGUUGCUUUGUAAUGGUUGUCGAGCUCAUGUCACGGACAGGUUGUGUCAAACGUAACUGUUUGGAUUUCGAUCGGUGUUGAUUUUUCUGUCUGGAGAAGCAGCGAGUAUCGGACCGGACCGGACCGAAUCGCCGCCUGGCUGGAAUCCUGCGGUGCCGCCGCCCGCUGUCCUUUAAGCUCAGACCAGCUAACGUCUCCAGCUGCUUUUUGUGAUCAACAAUGGCCUCUGUCUCCAUCCCUGCGUGCACUGGUGCUCUGCUGUUGGACAUUGAAGGCACCACCACGCCGAUCACAUUCGUGAAGGAUAUCUUGUUUCCCUACAUCAGAGAGCAUCUGGAGGAUUACCUGUCCACUCACUGGGAAGAAGACGAGUGCAAAGAAGAUGUUCACCUCCUAAAAAAACAGAUUGAAGAGGACAUGAAGCAGAACCGGGCAUGUCCGGUCCACGUCGUGGACCAAACGGUCCACACGGACGAGGAGAAGGCCAUCAGGAAGGUGGUAGAGGACGUGCUGUGGCAGAUGGCGGCGGACAGGAAGAGCACGGCGCUCAAGCAGCUCCAGGGUCACAUGUGGAGGGCGGCUUACGCUUCUGGGAGAAUCAAAGGCGAGAUCUAUCCAGACGUGGUUCCUUCUAUCAAGAAGUGGCGAGAACGCGGCUUGAAGGUCUACAUUUACUCCUCUGGGAGUGUGGAGGCGCAAAAACUGCUCUUCAGGUACUCAGUGGAAGGAGAUGUUUUAGAGUUAUUCGACGGUCACUUCGACACCACGAUAGGAGCUAAAGUAGAAGCUAAAAGCUACGAGAGGAUCGCAGAGAAGAUCGGAUGUCAGCCUGAAGAAAUCACCUUCUUGACAGAUGUGGCCAGAGAAGCCAAGGCGGCAGAAGAAGCCGGGUUCAACGUGCUGGUGGUGGUGAGGCCCGGAAACCUGGAGUUGACGGAUGAGGAGAGCGCCCACUAUAACCUCAUCACUUCCUUUAGCCAACUUCAGCUGACGGGGCGGGCUUAACGGGGAGCCCAGUGACUUCCUCUCCCCGCCUGUGUCAAACCCCCACUUUGGAGGUGCAGAAGUCGUCGUGCUAAACCCCUGCCUCUCAGACGUUCAGCUGCCUCUCGUAUGUUCACAGCCUCACAGAAAAGUGGAAAGACACGAGACUCUGUAGAUACAAGAACAAUCAAGAAGACGGCACAAAAUCUGUGAGGUUCCUGUUCCUCAAACUCCCGCCUGAACCUUGUAUUUGACCUUCCAUCCGGCGUGUGUCGUUACUUUGUAAACAUUACCUGGGUGUACAUUUAAAAAAGGUGUUUUCCUUUUAUCCAUGUUUUAGUAGAAGCACAGUGUAGAGGUGCUGGCGAACGAAAACUCACUUCAGACCUGGACCCCCUUGUCAGAGAACCGCAUUCAUUCAAAUGUCCUCAAUGUUCGUCUGUAACGUGGAUCACGGAAACAGAACCGAUGCAGAACUUUGUACUGAUCCAGAAACAAACUUCUAAUAAAUGCCUUGUCUUACACAGAAA